Drosophila ficusphila is the source of this 4441-nucleotide messenger RNA. RefSeq names its product rab3 GTPase-activating protein regulatory subunit (gene Rab3-GAP). Lineage: Eukaryota; Metazoa; Arthropoda; Insecta; Diptera; Drosophilidae. The record is from RefSeq and is a predicted model, not a curated record. Bases 23 to 4042 code for a protein of 1339 amino acids. Gene Ontology annotation, biological process: regulation of GTPase activity. The transcript has 8 exons.
UGUGUGAUGAAAACAAUAGACAAUGGCCUGCGAAGUAAAACACUGCGGAGAAAUCCGUGAUUUUAGGAAAGUUCAGGAGUACUUUGGACUGGGACACGAUGACAACUGGUUGAAUGCGGUAAACCACUCCAUUUCGCCCACUGGCGAACUGAUUGCUCUGGCCCAGGGUGAAAAGUUGGCGUUCCUCUCGACCUGCUGGAGCAGCCACGGAAACGCCAACACCUACAUAAUGAGCUGGUGCGGCGAGCUGGAGGAUCGCAACCAAAUCGUGACCAGUCUCACCUGCCUGCCAAUGACACACAGCCGAAGCACAGAUGGAGCCAUCGAAUGGACCUGCGUGGCAGUGGGCUUGGUCUCAGGCAUGGUCAUAUUUUACACAGAUUCAGGCCUGAAGCUAUUCUCUCAAUGCUGCCAGGAAGAUCCAGUCAUUGGAGUCAAGUUGCAGUCUGCACCCCGACAUUCCGAGGCCGAUUCUCUGCUCUAUAUCGUUUAUCCACGCUGCCUGUGCUUCAUUCAGGGCCACGACAUCCUUCCCAUACUGACCAACUGCCGACAUAAUGUGCAAAGAAAUGCCCUAGAGCGAAGUUCAUAUCCCACGGUGGAUGUGGUGCCAUUCCAAAAGUACAAGUUUAAACAGGAGCGGCAGGGCGUGAUCAACGAUGCAGCCGUAUCUAGCACACAGCGACCCCCCACAUACGACUACAUUGUGCAACAGAGCAUAGGGCUUGGGUACUUUGCCAAGGUGCAUGCCACGCCACCGAGAAGCUCACAGGUUCUGGCCGCCGGGGCAGAGCCCUAUUUGGGUUUCUUCCAGGCGGAGGAGGGCUACAAAACGAUGUCGAUGACCGAGGUUGCGAAGGAUGUGAUUGGAAUAGCGUACAAGAACUUGCUCGGAGGAAUCUUUCGCCGCGCCCCAGAGCCACUACCAUCACCAGAGGAAUCCCCUUUGCCCGUUCCCACAAAAGAAGCGCCGAUGAGGAUUCGCUGUCGCCUGUACGACGGAAAGAGGGAUGGGCUGACCUUAGCCGUGGCACCAGGUGGACGUCUGGCCGUUGUCACGGACAAUCUGGACCGUGUGAUGCUGGUGGACACGCAGCAGGCCAUUAUCCUGCGUGUGUGGAAGGGCUAUCGCGAUGCCCAGUGCGCCUUCGUUCCAGUUAAAGAGCGAUCUGUGCGCGGGAUCAAGACGCACAAGCGAAAGGCUUUGUUUCUGGUGAUCUACGCUCCUCGAUUAGGCUGUCUGGACAUCUGGGCCCUACAAAAUGGUCCCAAGGUUGCCGCUUUCAAUGUCUCGAAAAGCGGACAGUUGGUUUACAACAAUCACAGUGCUCUUGGUGGAAGUGCAGGAUCAUCAAGUAGCUCUGGCCAGUCACGCAAGACUUUAGCCAUCAAUCACUGCCUGUUUCUGGAUCCCAGUGACGGCAGCCUGAAGGAGGUGCACAUUCCCUUUCACUACGCUCUCAGCGAGACCAGUUCGCAGACAUCGCGGGAUAUACACAUGCUGAGGCGUCUUAGAAACCAGUUGAGAACUCUCAAUCAUGGCGAUACCAAAGAUGUGAUGCUGGGCGAAAUUGCGGAACUGGCAAGUGAACUACAGACAUUAGAAGUUCGACAGCAGUGCCUGGAAAUGCUUCUCAAGAGCAAGAAGCUACAGCCACGGGUGUUUAAGUGCAUCAUUGAUGCCUUCAUUGAGAAACCCCUUCCCGACACGAUAGUUUCCGAGGAGUUCGUCAUUCAAAUCGAAAACUAUAAGCGCUUAACUGAUCUUUAUUUGACUUUAAGUCAAGCUAACCAGCGGGAAGACAAUGAACCGCCCGUGGAACUUCUCGAGCUCUCUGACGCGGAUCUGGUGGCGAUUAACAAGUUGGUUGUACUCCUGGACGAUGGAAGCGAAAAGGACAAGCCCGCCUCCACCCGCGAGGUAAGCUUCAAGCUGCAGGAGGAGCACAAAACCGAGGAGUUUGUCGAUUACCUGAGCAUAUUCAAUAUCGACAGUCCGGAUGGCAUCAGCCUGCUGAUGGAGAAAUCCGACAAGUUUGGAGCCGUUAGCAUUGAUCUCUUCAGUCAGUUUUUUGCCCAAGGUCUGUGCUUUGGACAGUUCAAGCAGUGGAUCAGUCAGGCAUGUCUGCCCAGCAAGGAUUUGCUUAAACUAGUUAUCUGGUUUUGGCUGGAAAAGCCCUUUAAGUAUAAUAACUGUGAUGAGGUAGUGGAUGACAUGUCCAGGAUUGCUGCUAUGGUGCAGACCAUUUGCGAUCUGGCUGGUGAGCACAUCCACGACUACGCCUACAAUGCCAUUUCUCCGUGGUGGCAGGAGGUCCGCGAACUUCUCCUUGAGAGCAAACAGUUUUCUGGUUUGCUGGUGGCCAUUGUCUGUAAAACAGUUGCCAGUAACCUGUGGCGCAGCAGAAAGGAGGGAUCUUGUGACGAGUCCUCGCAAAACGAGGUGGAGGAGCGCUGGGAACGCAUUUCCCAUGACGAAGCGCAGUGGGGAUUGCUCACUGGCAAGCUGGAGGAUGUGGCUGUUCUGGGAGCCAUUUUAGGAAAGCCACUCACCUGCCGAGAACCUGUUGGCCCGGAGAUGGCCUACGAACCACCAGACUGCAGCCUUAAGAGCAUUGUGAGUAGCGGAAAGGGCAUUGUCACCGAACUGACGGCCAAGUGGCUAAUCAGUGCCCAACUGCAUCCCAGCAAAGUUUUGGAGAUCACGCCGCCGGAAAAUGAGGUGGAUGAAGAGAGUAAACCGAGGCCGAAGGAGGAGAAAAAAGAGGAGCAGGUCAGCGAGGACUCCGAGUCAGAGGAGCAGUUGGAAAUGGCAAAGGAAGUGCAUGCGCCAAGCAAAAAUGUCCACGAACCGAUUUUGGAGCGAUUGGCUUUGCUCCGGGCCCACUUUCCCUUCAGCUUGGAAUCGGGCGUGCUAUUAAGCCUAAUGUCCUGGCAGUACAUGGUUCAGUGGAGCAAGCAGCUCUCGUCCCUGGAUCACCUGAAGGCAGCUCUGCUCUGCUUGAACCAGUUCCGAAAACCCGAUUGGGCACUGAAGCAUGGAAUCUGUUGCAUGUUGUGGAACGCCACCCUCAAGUUUCCCCUCCAAGCGGCGGCGAAGCUCAUUCAGAAGGUGGGCCGCCUUCCCGUGGACAAGAUGUGCCAGCAGGAUCUAGAGAUGUCGGCGGGGAAAGUGCCAGAGUUUCUGGAACUCAGCCUAGAGUUCCUUCAGCACUUCUCCACUUCCAUGGAGCACGAUAAGCGGGAGCUGCACUUCGAGCAGUCUCUGAGUGAGGGAGCCCUUCCCCUGCAGUUUCUGGCACUCCAGCAGCACCAUGCCAUGCCGCAGUUGCUCCGUCUGCAAACGGAGCUGUGUAGUGUACUCCACUUCGUGUCCUUCUUCCAACUGCGCAUUUCCAAGCCGCUGACCACGCUCUUCGACUCGAUGAGCAACAAGGCUCUGUUGGCAGACAUCAACAAGGAGCUGCCCUACGUUCUGCCCGCACCUGAUCUCGUCCUGCAACAGCAGCGCACUGAUUUUCUGUGUCGCCUUGUGGCCGCCACUAUGGAUCUGAUUAGGGAGGACCUGCAACAACUGUACAUCCUAGACCACGUCUUCUACAUGUCCAAGAUUUGUGCGCUAGCCGACAGCUGGGAAGUCGAUAAACUUCCCAUCCUAAGACGACAGGUGGUGGAGUUGUACGCCUUCGGGUAUGAUGCGGAGGCCCAGAUGCUGCUCCAAGACAUCAGUGACGACGAGGAGCUGGGCCGCCUGCUGCUGGAGAUAGCCGGUCGAAGGCUCAAUCUCUACGCGGAGAGCUCGCAGUCGGCGUUUCUGAAGAUUGCCUCCGUAGGCCACCAGUUACUGGCCUACCUUGACAACCUGAAGGAGCCAAUGACGGAGCACAACAUCCAAAUCGCGGCCACCAAGCCCGACGAGAUCGAUGUGGCUGCCCUGGACAAACUGCUGUCCCACGCCUACAAAUGUCUGUGUCGACGGGAAUCGAAGCAGCUGCCCAUCAUCGCCCAGAUGUACAACGCCGUGCGAGUCCUGCAGAACUAAGAGCGAGGAUGACAAGGAAACACUUUCGUUACAGAAGUUAAAUGAAAGCAAUUAACAGCGAUUGCCACAUUGGAAUCUUUUGGAAAACCCCACUCCAAAUGUCUUACUGCAGCACUGUUAUUUAAUCCUUUAUUAGCAAGAAGAUAAGGGUACAAGAUUUAAAACGCAAUGUUCAUCAGAUGAUGUUCGAUGCUAAAUGGCCGCAUCGUAAUAUUUGACCAUAAUUAUUUAAUCGUUUAUUAGCAAGAAGUUGGUAAACACAAUGGAUUUACAAUGAUUUCAAGGAUAUUUUUAAGUUACUUAGCAAGAACCUAAAGGAAGGACAUGAUAAUGGUGCAUCCUUGGAGAGAACCUUCAAAAAAAAUAACGUCAUAUAUUUUAUUAAACAUAUUAAUUUCA